AAUAUUUCCUUGAUUGAAACGUUUAUGGUUGAACUUCAGGGGGACUAAAAAAGUGCAGUGAUUACUGCUGAUUUUCAUAACGUUUCUGCGGGCUUUGAAAACCAAUCGUUUGUGCCGCCUAUAUCUAAGUGAACCACUCCUACGCAUGUAAGCUUUCCAAAUUGAUAUACGACAAUAUCUACUUUCGAUCACGUGUCUGAGACUGGCGACUUAGACGGAAAGCGCGUCAUCUCGCAUGCCCAAAUUUUCCCCUUCUGCAGUUGGGAUCCAAAACAUCUAUCUGCGGUCAUCCGCGCGGGGAGCGCGGGGUUACAACGAUGUUUAACUCGGUCAAUCUGGGCAACUUCUGCUCCCAGACACGAAAAGAGAGGAGCUCCGAGUUCGGAGAGCGCGCGGGGUGCGCCUCCAACCUUUACCUCCCUAGCUGCACCUAUUACAUGCCCGAGUUCUCCGCGGUCUCUUCGUUCCUACCCCAGGCCCAUUCACGCCAGAUCACCUACCCCUACUCCACGAAUCUUUCGCAAGUGCAGCCGGUUCGAGACGUGUCGUAUGGGUUGGAUCCGCCUGGGAAGUGGCACCACAGGGGGAACUACGCGUCCUGCUACACAGGGGAGGACCUGGUGCACAGGGAAUGUCUUCCGCCAUCGUCCACCACCACCAUGACGGAAAUGCUGAUGAAGAACGAAAGCGUCUACAACCACCACCACCACCAUCACCACCACCACCACCCCAGCGCGAACCACCCCGGCGCGGGCUUUUAUUCAGGCGUGAGCAAGAAUAACGUUCUGCCUCAGGGCUUCGACCGCUUUUUUGAGGGCGCCCACUGCGGACCGGACGGGGGCUCGCUGGAGAACUGUGCGCAGCAAAAGGGCGACCCCAAGCCGGACUCGGCGUCGUCUAACGCCCCCCCGGUCGCCCUCCGCGAGAGCGAAAACCCGGAGACCGAGGAGGAUAACAUGACGCCGGGCUCGUGCGCCUCCUCGACGGGGACAAAAGACGACAGCUCGUGCAAAAACGACCAUUCUAGUACCCCAAGAACGAGAAAGAAGCGAUGUCCGUACACCAAGUUCCAGAUCCGAGAACUUGAGCGAGAGUUCUUCUUUAACGUUUACAUCAACAAAGAGAAGCGGCUGCAGUUGUCCAGAAUGCUAAACCUCACUGAUCGACAGGUCAAAAUCUGGUUCCAGAACCGACGGAUGAAGGAAAAGAAAUUAAGCAGAGAUCGCUUGCAGUAUUUUUCUGAGAACUGGAAGGCAGAAGAAGUGAAGAAUGCAGGGUUUUCUAUUUCUACACCAUUGUAAGCUGUUGUUUAUGCUUGCUGUUUACAUGUUAUGCGGAGAAAAGGACGAAAACGAUAAGUAUUUGCAUCACACGCGAAAAGAAAAAUGUAACAAAAAUAAAGGAAAUUACUAAAUUGCGGCAGCUCA
Astyanax mexicanus (Mexican tetra) is the source of this 1427-nucleotide messenger RNA. RefSeq names its product homeobox C11b (gene hoxc11b). The record is from RefSeq and is a predicted model, not a curated record. Gene Ontology annotation, cellular component: nucleus. Gene Ontology annotation, molecular function: DNA-binding transcription factor activity, RNA polymerase II-specific; RNA polymerase II cis-regulatory region sequence-specific DNA binding. NCBI's taxonomy places the organism in Eukaryota, Metazoa, Chordata, Actinopteri, Characiformes, Acestrorhamphidae. The coding region runs from base 318 to 1301 and encodes 327 amino acids. The transcript has 3 exons. Gene Ontology annotation, biological process: regulation of transcription by RNA polymerase II; anatomical structure development.